Trichosurus vulpecula (common brushtail) is the source of this 852-nucleotide messenger RNA. RefSeq names its product surfeit locus protein 4-like. Bases 37 to 852 code for a protein of 271 amino acids. Gene Ontology annotation, cellular component: endoplasmic reticulum; membrane; endoplasmic reticulum-Golgi intermediate compartment. Lineage: Eukaryota; Metazoa; Chordata; Mammalia; Diprotodontia; Phalangeridae. The transcript is spliced from 6 exons. The record is from RefSeq and is a predicted model, not a curated record. Gene Ontology annotation, biological process: Golgi organization.
GAAGAAAGCAGUCAGCAAGUAAUCCGGCUUCCGAUCAUGGCACCCAAAGGCUUCAACUUGAUGGAAGCCGCGGAAGAGCUCUCGGACCAGUUCCUUCACCUCACAAAGAGAUUCCUGCCUCAUCUGGCUCACCUCUGUCUGAUCAGCACCUUCCUAGAGGAUGGCAUUCACACCUGGUGGCAGUGGAAUGAACAGAAGGAGUUCAUCAAGAUGUCCUGGAUUAGCAGCCCUUUCCUGGCAUUAAUUUUUGGGAUGAUCAAUACAUUUGGGCAAUUGGUGGGAUGUGUGUUGAUUUUAGUCCAGAAGUAUGUUCCUUGGGCCUGUUUUGUGCUGUUUGGAAUCAUUUUCAUGCAGGUCAUGGCCUAUGGCCUUUUGUGGAACCUCAGAUUCCUGAUGAGGAAUGUUGCUUUGGGUGGUGGUCUGCUGUUCCUCUUAGCAGAGAGCCGGGCAGAAGGGAAGUCCGUGUUUGCUGGGGUUCCCACCUUGGAUUGCACCUCCCCGAAUCAGUACAUUCAGCUGGGAGGAAGAAUUCUUCUCCUCCUCAUGUUCAUAUCACUCCUACACUUUGAAGUGAGCAUGUUCAGGAUCUUCCAAGACAUCUUCAACAUGGCUCUCAUCAUCCUGGUGGCCAUUGGGUUCAAAACAAAACUUGCUGCCCUCACCCUUGUCAUCUGGCUGCUCCUUAUCAACCUCUUAGACAACCCAUUUUGGACUGUCCCCGCCAAUAGGCCCCUCCAUGAUUUUAUGAAGUAUGACUUUUUCCACACCAUGUCAGUAAUGGGAGGCCUUCUCUUGGUGGUAGCCCUUGGACCCGGGGGAGUUUCAAUAGAUGAACACAAGAAAAAGUGGUAA